GUCAUGUAUGAUGCUGAUUGGUUGGUGAUAAACGCCUUCAACGCGAGUUGAAAGAGGCGAAAUUUCAUUCUUACUACGUUAAUACGUGUAAUUAAAAUGUAUUACGUGUUUUAAUUUGUAUAUAAAAUUAUUUUAGCUUUCAAAUAUUGGUUAAGUAACCAACAGUUUGAUUUUUUGUACGCAAUGACAGCCUCCGGCUUUCGAGUUUGGGUAGUUAUUUUAGCCCUUGUUAUUGUUACUUCGGCACAUUUAAAUCCUAAAAGGGAUGAGAAAAAAGCGAAGUCAGUCACUAGUUUCGUAAGUGCUAAAUGGGAAGCAACACCAAUUGUUCUAGAGUUAGCUGAAUAUCUUGCUACUGAAAGCUCUGACUUGUUCUGGUCAUUCGUGGAAGGUAUAAAUACGUUGAAAUCUAGUCUUGAAGACUUAGAGACUGAUAAAGAAAUAUACAAUGCAUGCAUUGGUGUUGCCAGCUCCUUGCUGGCACCAGCACAGUUGCGAAUGGCUAAACUGGCAUUGUCCAUGCAUACCACAUCACCAACUGUCCGGAUGUUUGAUGAGAUUGCGGCACAGAAUGGGGCCAAGAGUGUUGCUUGCCUUACUUUUGUUUCCAUUGCUUCAAGCCAAGUUUGUGAUAAUGAAGUGUUACGUAAUAUUCUCAAAUCAUAUAACAAAUUUGAACCUGAAGAUCACAGGUUAGAGACAUAUUUGUUGGACCAUUCCUAUCCAAGCAGUGAUAACAAAACUCUUACUGCAAUAUUGUAUGGAGAGCUUGGUUCCAAAGAUUUUACUAGCAAACAUAACAUCCUGACAGGUUAUGCAGACAGAGGUGUAAUCAAUUAUGUUGUCAGAUGGAAUGUUAAGCCUAGAGGUAAGCCCAAACUGCGACUAUCAGGUUAUGGAGUUGAACUACAACUGAAGAGUACUGAAUAUAAAAGUCAAGAUGACUCUACUCCUAAGGAAGCUGAGAGUAAUGAAGCGUCUCCAGCUAACGAGGAGGAGGAUGAGAAUGACCCACAAAAUCAAAUUGAUGGAUUUAACUUUGGAAGAUUAAAGAACCUGUUUCCUGCUUUGCGUACGCCGCUGGAGCGUUUUCGCCGGCACUUGUCCGAGUCGAGCGAAGAGCUUGCGCCUCUGAAGGUGUGGCAGAUGCAAGCGCUGAGUAUGCAGGCGGCUGCCGCGGUGGCCGAUGCAGCUGAUGCUGGGGGCGAUGAGCCACUCAGGGUUCUCGCUUCCAUUGCGCAAAACUUUCCUAUGCAGACGAAGUCGCUGAUACACGUGAACGUGCCGCGCUCGUUCCGCGACGAGGUGCUGUACAACCAGGACGUGUGGGCGUCGUCGCUGGGGCUGCGCGCCGCGGAGCCGCUGCUGCUCGUGUCGGGCGCGCAGUACGACGCCGAGGACGUGGACGUGCUGGCGCUGCUGGCCGCGCUGCGCGAGGAUAUCGGCCCCAUGAACACGUUGCACGCGCUCGGUCUGUCAAAAAAACUGAUCAACACCCUGAUGUCAAUGGAGGUGGGCGAGUCGUUCACCUGGGAGGAGUACGGGCUGGAUAUCCGAGACACGGCAGUGACGUGGCUCAACGACCUGGAGUCCGACGAGCGCUACCGCCGCUGGCCCUCCUCCUACAUGGAGCUAUUGAGACCGACGUACCCUGGCAUGCUCAGGAAUCUUAGGAGGAAUAUUUACAAUUACGUGAUAGUAGUGGACCCGACAUCGUUGGCCUCAGGGCCGCCACUGAAGCUGGGCGAGACGUUACUGAAGCACGCGACGCCGGUGCGCGUAGGGCUGGUGCUCGCGCCGGGUGUCGACGCCCGGCUUACCUCCGCCGUGCGUUCCGCUUUCAACUACGUGGCGCAGGAGAAGAACUCUAACAAGGAGGCCUUCUACUUCCUUACCCAGCUCGUCCACUCGACUCAAAACGAACCAAUCAGCAUUGAACACGUAAAGACGAACUUGAAGAAAUAUGUGAGCUCGAGUGAUAGCAAUGUAGACGACAUUAUUUCUGAAGAUUCCGAGUAUAACUUCGGCAGCCAGUUAGCUGAAGAAUUCGUAUCGAAAAUUGGCACCAAUAAGUAUCCACAGGUGUUGAUAAACGGCGUGCCGCUGUGGGACGACGGGCCCACGGCCGUGACGGCGUCCGUGGAGCUGCUGGAGGAGGCGCUGGUGUCCGCGCUGUCGCGCCACACGGGCCGCUUCCAGCGCGCCGUGUUCAGGGGCGAGCUCUCCGACAUGGACGAUGCCGUCGACUUCCUUAUGAAGCAGUCGCACAUCAUGCCCAGGUUAAACAAACGUAUCCUCAGCUCCGAACCCUCCCAGUACUUGGACUUGUCGGGUGUGCCUGCUUCUAGUGAAUUUUUCACAGAAGAAAAAGUUCAUAGAAUGUUACAGUUGACGGGACGCGACGCUAUAGCAACCGCCCUGCCGCUCCUCAGAUAUUUCGCCAAGUCUGGCAAACCGGAGAAGAUCACACAAACUAUUUGGAUCACUGGCGAUCUCAACCAAAAACUUUCUAGGGAACUGCUAAAGAAUGCUAUUAUGUUCAUGAGAGAUUCACGUGGAGUACGCGUGGCUUUCAUUCCAAACGUGGACGGAUCGUCUACAGCGGACCAGUCCCUCAACAAAGUGGUUCUCGCGGCGCUGACGACGCUCGACCCUGCCAAGGCCACCAAAUAUGUCACGCAACUCUUGGAAGACGAGGGCUGCCACGAGAGACAGGAUUGCGAUAUAUUGCCGGAGUUGGUGCCCGCGCUCAACCGCUACGAGUGGGUGCUGAAGGCGUCGCGGGUGCUGUGCGCGCGCAGCAUGAAGCUCCGCGCCGGCGCGCGCGCCGUCCUCCACAACGCUCGUCUCAUCGGCCCGCUCACCGAGGACGAGCGGUUCACACUUGACGACUUCCUGCUACUAGAGAGAUUUAGCAGCAACAUGUAUGCCGAUAAGUUAGCUGAAAUAUUUGAUAAGAAAAAAACUGUUACAAAUGAAGUUACCGAUGAUGACGAAGAGGAAUACGACGUAUCGAAGCUGAGCGCGGACGAGAUGCUGAAGGCGGUGGCGGUGCUAGCGGCGCGCAGCCCUCGCGCGCGCACGCCGCUGCCCGCGGGGCUGCGCGCCGACCACUCGCUCGUGGAGCUGCCGCCGCUGCACGACGACGAGGCCGCCAUUGAGAUCGUGGCAGUGCUGGACCCCGCGUCGACCGCGGCGCAGCGCGUGGCGCCGCUGCUGCUGGUGCUGCGGCGCGUCGUCAAUUGCCGCGUCAAGCUGUUCCUCAAUCCGCAGGACAAGAACUCCGACAUGCCGCUCAAGAGUUUCUACCGUUACGUGCUGGAACCUGAGCUGCAGUUCACAAACUCGGGCGCGGCGGCGGGCGGUGCGAUGGCGCGCUUCGCGCGGCUUCCGCACGCGCCGCUGCUCUCGCUGGAGCUGCGCACGCCCGUGAACUGGCUCGUCGAGUGCGUCAAGUCCGUGUAUGACCUGGACAACAUACGACUGGCUGACGUCGACACCGUAGUGCACAGCGAGUUCGAGUUAGAGUACCUGCUGGUGGAGGGGCACGCGUGGGACGCGACGCUGGGCACGCCGCCGCGCGGGCUGCAGCUGGUGCUGGGCUCGCGCGCGCGCGCCGACACCGUCGACACCAUCGUCAUGGCCAACCUCGGCUACUUCCAGCUGAAGGCCAACCCCGGCGCCUGGACGCUGCGCCUGCGACCUGGCCGCUCUGAUGACAUCUAUCAGAUUAUUGGGCACGAAAACACGGACACACCCGCCGGUAGCGAAGAAAUCCAAGUGCUGAUGAGCUCCUUCCGCAGCCACGUGAUCAAACUAAGAGUGAGCAAAAAACCGGACAAGCAGAGCCACGACCUGCUCGUCGACAACGAGGACAACAACACGGGUGGCAUAUGGAACUCCAUCGCCAGUUCUUUCGGCGGUGGCGAGGAACCGGAGACGCAGGACGAGACGAUCAACGUGUUCUCCGUCGCUUCCGGGCAUCUCUAUGAGCGCUUCUUGCGCAUCAUGAUGCUGUCGGUGCUCAAGCACACCAAGUCGCCCGUCAAGUUCUGGUUCCUCAAGAACUACCUGAGCCCGUCGCUAAAGGACAUCCUCCCGUACAUGGCCCAAGAGUAUGGGUUCCAGUACGAGCUGGUGCAGUACCAGUGGCCGCGCUGGCUGCAGCGGCAGCGCGACCGCCAGCGUACCAUCUGGGGCUACAAGAUCCUCUUCCUCGACGUGCUCUUCCCGCUCCACGUCAAGAAGAUCAUCUUCGUGGAUGCGGACCAGAUCGUUCGCGCAGACCUGAAGGAGCUAGUAGACUUAGACUUGGGCGGCGCGCCUUACGGGUACACGCCGUUCUGUGAUAGUAGAAAGGAAAUGGAAGGAUUCAGGUUCUGGAAGCAAGGGUACUGGCGCAACCAUCUGCAGGGUCGCAGCUACCACAUCAGCGCGCUGUACGUGGUGGACCUGAUGCGGUUCCGGCGCAUCGCGGCCGGCGACCGUCUGCGCGGCCAGUACCAGGCUCUCAGCCAGGACCCCAACAGUCUCUCCAACUUAGAUCAAGAUUUACCGAACAACAUGAUUCAUCAAGUUGCGAUAAAAUCCCUACCACAGGAGUGGCUCUGGUGCGAGACAUGGUGCGAUGAAAACUCAAAACCGCAAGCGAAAACAAUCGAUUUGUGCAAUAACCCGAUGACGAAGGAGGCGAAGCUGUCGGCGGCGAUGCGCAUCGUGCCCGAGUGGAGCGAGUACGACGCCGAGGUGAAGGCGCUGCAGGCGCGCGUGCGCCGCGGCCUCUACCAGGCCGCCGACCACGAGCAGGAAAUCGAGACCAUUAUUCACGACCCAAUCUCAACAUCAAGUGAUGAUACAGGUAGUCUCCACGGCGUACAUAUAGAGUUAUGAUGAGGUGGUGUAUGUAUGAUAUAUAAAAUUUUUUAGCUGAAUGUCGGUUUCUGUUAUACGUCACAAGCAAUAAUAUGUGUGUAUAUUAAGACACUGUAUAUUUUAAACGGAACCACCAAACAUUAUUAUUUGUCUAAAAUUGAUUGCAAGCUCGAUAUUUGUAUGUAUCGCUUGCAAGAAAUUUUACACAUACGCUAGAAGGUGCAAUAAGGAAUUAAAUUACAAUAAGCUACUAAAAUAUUUUCUGAAAGGAAACAUGUUCGUCGAGCAAAUUGCCUUAACAAUCUUAUGUGAAAUGGAUUGCCAAUAAAUGUACGCCCGAUGUUUCCAGUUAACGCUAUAAGGUGUUGUGUUGUAACAUUUAAUACCAAAAUCGUUUUACAUUAACCGACAUUAGCCCGUAGCACGUAAGGAUAGUAUGAUUUCAAGUGAUUUUAGUGUAUGGUGGUUUGAUGUAAUAGCGUGAGAACGUUUUGAUUUAAUUGUUAUGUUAUGAAUUUACGAGGUACACGCCUGCAGUGCUUUUAUCGCACGUUUGUUGUACAAUGUAUUAUUGAUUAGUAAAUUUUCUCCUUUGAACUGUUUUAUAUGUAACGGAACUCUUGUAAGUCUAAUCAAGUGCAUAUUUUAUUUUCCGAUCCCAAUAAAUCCAAUUAUCUUGGCAAGAAGCGAGUGCUAGUAUUUAGCUGCAGCCUUGUACCGCAAAGACGCUGCGAUCAAAUUUGUAGCGCUUAAGAGGAAAGGGGGACAACCGUUCCUCCAUACAAACGUAGUGCCCAUUUUCCUCUCUGGGUGCACAAUUCAUUGUAAAUUAACCAUAGCCAUGACCUUUCGUUUACCUUUUAUAGAUUUUAUUAUAAUAAGAGCUAUGAGCGAAAAACAAAUUCCAUACACAGUAUAUAUCUUAUAAUAAUCAAGCAAUUAAAAAAAAACAACAACGAAGUGGCAUAUCUAUGUUCAAUAUACAUCAAAUUGUGUAUAAAUAUUGUCGAUGAAGUUAAUGUCCAGAAAGAAAAUGGGGACUAUGUUUGUAUGGAGAAGCUGUCGUCUUAAACAACGCAAAGGUUAGUAAUAAGGUUGUUGGUUUUCAUAUUACUGUAAAACUUUGUUAAGUCCGAAAGUAGAUUCCCUUUUUUAUAUUUUAACUGUACAGUCGAGUGUAUAAAUAUGCAUACACCUUAAUCAAUUGCAAUAAGAUGAAAAAAUGUAGGCAUAUUUAUGAACUCGACUGUAUAUUCAGAACACUCAUCUCCAACAAAAUUGCAAAGAUUUAUAUGUUGUGUUUACAUAUUGGAUAGCGUUAUUUGUCUCUAUUUUUAUAACCACCUGUAAUAUUUGCCACAUUUACCAAUAGGUUAUUAAUUUACCUUUAUCUGUGUUGUAAAUUCAGUGAUACGUAGAAGACCGUUGUGACCAACCCCUUUCUAUGAUUGUCUUAGUAAACUGCUAGAUUAUAAACUUUGCUCAUCAGUGAGAUAGAAUCUAUGUUUCACGUCAUGUUACCGCAGUACAGCUAGCACGUGUAGAUCGAGUGGCGGCAGAUGUACUAGCUAUGUAGAUUGAACACAGAUUUACUUAUGAGUAAGAGUACAGAAUAAAAUAAUUCAUUACAGUUAAUCAGGACAGUCAAGGUAAAUGAUCAUGAUCAUACACAGCUGUAUAGAGUAGGUACUGAUUGCAUAUAAGGAGUGGUUCAGAAAAAAGUAGCAUCACAUUAUGUGAAUUUUUAAUUUUAUUUUGUGAUAAUUUUAAAGCAGCGCAUUAUUGUAGUAAUCUGCAGAUACUAUUAUAUGAAAUUAAAUACAAUCGUAUUUAAAAUAAAAGGACGUAUUGAAGUAUUCGCCUUUUAUAUAACAUCUCUACGACGACGGGAUUAUUGACGACCGGUCUGGCCUAGUGGGUAGUGAGCCUGCCUACGAAACCGAUGGUCCCGGGUUCAAAUCCUGGUAAGGGCAUUUAUUCGUGUGAUGAGCAAUGAGCAUGGAUAUUUGUUCCUGAGUCAUGGGUGUUUUCUAUGUAUUUAAGUAUUUAUAUAUUAUUUAUAUCGUUGUCUAAGUACCCUCAACACAAGAGCCUUAUUGAGCUUACUGUGGGACUUAGUCAAUUUGUGAAAUAAUGUCCUAUAAUAUAUUAUUUUAUAUUAUCUCUGCUGACACUUUUUGAACAGCGUCUUCUGAGAGAAUUUAUGAGGUGUUUUUUUUAUAAACAUAGUUUAUUCUUUAAGCUCGUUAGUCUGAUGAGCUACUUUUUUUCGAUAUUGCACUUUUUUGAUUUGACUUCACUUUGAGGUAGUUACAUGGAAUUUACAUUUUUGUGUAUUUGCCAUUUUUACAGAAAUUUGUCUCUCAUAGAAAAAAGCCACUAUCAGAAGUAAGAUUAGAGAGACUUCCUAACUAACGCAGAUAAACUCCAGUUUAUUGGUAUAAUUUAUUCGUAAGAUGAUAUUCCUAAAAGCAUAAAACGAGUUGUGAAAAUUGUAAUUUAAUUGUGGCAUUGUAGAAUUGGCAAGUGAAGAUUGUUAAAUUGGGUUGUACAAAAAGUUACGAAGUACAUUGCAAUAAAAAUGAGAAAACUCAAACAAUCUGAUAUUUCUCAUUAUGAUUUUAUUUUUAUUAUAUAGUAUUUUUUUCUAAAUAUUACUGGAAAAAAAAUGCUUCAUAAUUAGCAAAACAUUAAAAAGUAUACCAGAUAAUUCACUGCCACUUUUUCACUGAACCACUCCUUAUUUACGAAAUAAUCAAAGUAAGUAAGUAAGUUUUACGAUUAAGGUUGUGGGGGUAUCCCAUACCCAUAUUUAUCGUGUCAUAUAGCCCUUCAGAUGCAUAUUAUACAAUAAAAUUAUGAUAUUUAAAUCAACCUCUGGUCAAUCUUGCAGAUCGCUGAGACACUUGCUAUCGAUACGAAAAAAGAACACUAUUAAUAGUGUUAUUUUUUUCGUAUCGAUAGCUGUUAUGUUAUGUUGUGUUGUGUGCGUAUAACGUUUAUAGGUAUAGACUAACAGGUCAAUCCCAACGUACACUGACUUUAGAAUGAUAUAUAAAUUUAUGAUGUAAUUUAGUUAUCGUGCGUAUCGCUCGCACCUGUACGGACAAGCCCGCGCGAAAUGCAAGAAAACCAAAUGAUAUAAUUUAGAUAUCGAAGAAUUAUUGACAUGAAAUGGUAGAGCCGGCAGAUGACCGAACGAGAUGCUCUUAUGGAAGUUUCCGAGUAGCAGAGAAGCGCUAUGAUUGUUUGUCCUUGUCACGGUCUCAUUUUUUUAAUUCCGCAUCGUAAAGUUUUAAUACGGCUUAUGGUGGGCAACAAAUAACCCGACCAAAUUACGUAAGUUGUUUUUGGUAUGUUGUCAGGAAUGUUAAAACGUGUUUUUAAUUUGGCGUUUUGCGCAUGUUUGGUCCCUCACGGGCGCACGCGUAUGGCAUAUCUAGUUGAUUCUACCAUCUAUGGUCUGGGCUAUCAAAAUCGCUGCCAACUUAUCUUGAUCGGAUUCUACCAAUCACUAGUUAUCUGUCGCUAAUAAAUUAAAAUGAUAUCUUACUGUACCAGAACGAAUCUUCGAGCGUUUACACGCUGUAUGGUGAUUAUUUUCAACGAAUUACCACAAGUGAAGGGCAAUGACAAAGUAACUCCAUAAAACGUUGAAUAAAAUCUUCUAUCAUUUAGUAGACACGCAAUUUCUGUCUUCUUAUCGAAUAUGAAAUAGUCUAAUGGGUCCCUUUCACCAUAUGGCCUUACCGCUUCCUUCCUCCAUAUUGUAAGGAUUGUCACGAUGUUUCGAUGACCUUAUAGGACUAAAUAUUAUAACCUUAGAUAAAGGAAUUCUAAGAUUGCAUAAAGUGGUGCGCACAUGGUAGACGUAAUUUGGUAGCUCAAUUAUCUAAGCCUUAUAGCGUAUGUACGCUAUAAGGUGUUCCAAUUCACUUACCAAAUGCCUUACAACAGUAUUAAGCUGUCAAAAUUUUGCUCUAAAUAUUUGGCACCUUUAAGACUCGUGUUCCUUUGUCUAUGAUUAUAACUCUUUAUUCUCUGCUUUAGGGAUACUACCGACGGAAUCUCAAACCAGUGUUCCUAAAUUGAAUAAAUUGUAGCAAUUUGUUACACUUGUAGUAUCCGGUCAGCGUAAAUAUGUGAAUACAAACUUCCCUGCUUUGGCAAUGUCAUAAAUAAACAUGAAUAAAUAUACAGUCAACAGUCAA
Cydia pomonella (codling moth) is the source of this 9083-nucleotide messenger RNA. It is a transcript of the gene Uggt, whose product is annotated as UDP-glucose:glycoprotein glucosyltransferase. Gene Ontology annotation, cellular component: endoplasmic reticulum. Gene Ontology annotation, molecular function: UDP-glucose:glycoprotein glucosyltransferase activity. Bases 184 to 4890 code for a protein of 1568 amino acids. NCBI's taxonomy places the organism in Eukaryota, Metazoa, Arthropoda, Insecta, Lepidoptera, Tortricidae. The transcript has 28 exons. The record is from RefSeq and is a predicted model, not a curated record.